GCCUAUCACCCAAUUAUUCAGGGGCUGAUGAACAUGAUUAAACGCAAUGACUGGGAGAGCAAAUUUGCGAAGGCGGUCUCUGAUGCCCACAAGACAGGUGUUGAAGACAUGACUACUAUAGUAACUUUGAACGACUACUAUAAUUUUCUUCAAUACUUGGUGAUGUGGGUACCCAGAGAGGAUGAAACAGGGUCUCUUGUUUACAAUAUGCUUUGCACGAUGUACUUUGUUCUCGAUCAGGAAUCUGUCAAACCGCUCCAGUCACCCAUUAAGCCUUCGUCGUAUCCACCAGAGCCGUUGUCGGAGCUAUCGCAAUGGAUAGUCUACUUUGCCUGUAUGAUGGGACAAUUUCUCAAUACACCUCAAUCACUUACUGAAGAAUCUCUGAAGACUUUUUAUGAGACGAAAGAAUAUCACAUGAAUAUUUAUGAGGCUCCCCGAGAUGGCUGGCGUUGUUUCAACGACUUCUUCGCACGAAAAGUAUUGCCCGGAGCCCGACCCAUCGACUCCCCUUCUGAUCCAAGGAUUAUUGUGAGUGCUGCAGAUUCGGAGUUCGAUGGCUCUUGGAAAAUCGAUGAAAAUGCAAUUGUCACUUUAAAAACCAUCCGCUGGACUAUUCGCGAGUUACUUGCAGACAGUAAGUACUCAGAUGAAUUUGCCGGAGGCAAAUUUAUGCACGCAUUUCUUGGACCAUCCGACUAUCACCGUCAACAUGCUCCUGUCGAUGGCACAAUUCUCGAAGCUAAAGUCAUUCCAGGACAGGCCUAUCUCGAAGUUAUUGUUAAAAAAGACUCCAAGAACAAACUGGUACUAAUACCUGGUCGAAGAAUAGGAACGGAUCAGCCAAAAGCUGAGGUCGAUGCUCCGGACUCUCCAGGGUAUCAAUUCUGUCAGGCGCGCGGUCUGUUUGUAAUCCAAUCACCGAAAAUUGGAUAUGUGGCUGUUUUACCAAUUGGUAUGGCUCAGGUGUCUUCUGUGAUCCUCACCAAGAAGGAAGGGGAUGAAGUAAAGAAAGGAGAUGAGAUAUCUUAUUUUCAGUUUGGUGGAUCUGACAUUGUCCUUUUGUUCCAGAAAAAUGUUGAAAUAACUGCUGAACAUAAACAUUAUAAAGUGGGUCAGAAGAUUGCAGUUGCCAAUAUUGCUAAUUAA
This is a messenger RNA of Racocetra persica, 1149 nucleotides long. NCBI's taxonomy places the organism in Eukaryota, Fungi, Glomeromycota, Glomeromycetes, Diversisporales, Gigasporaceae. The record is from the annotation of a GenBank genome assembly.